Messenger RNA from Salvia splendens (bonfire salvia), 837 nucleotides. Its product is annotated as actin-depolymerizing factor 1. The record is from RefSeq and is a predicted model, not a curated record. NCBI's taxonomy places the organism in Eukaryota, Viridiplantae, Streptophyta, Magnoliopsida, Lamiales, Lamiaceae. The transcript is spliced from 3 exons. Gene Ontology annotation, cellular component: actin cytoskeleton. Bases 188 to 607 code for a protein of 139 amino acids. Gene Ontology annotation, biological process: actin filament depolymerization. Gene Ontology annotation, molecular function: actin binding.
UACAAUACGAUACAAUACAAUACACCUCUCUCUCUCACGCAAUAAAACCCCGUCAACAAAUGCACCCCAUAAAUGAGAGCUGAUAAUCGUAUCAGUCCCUUGUGCUCGCUCUCUCUCUUCCAUUUUUAAUCUUGGUAGCAUUUUGUUGCUCGUCGGCGUUUCUGCUCGUAACCACAGAACCGAAUAUAUGGCAAACGCUGCGUCUGGAAUGGCUGUGCAUGAUGAUUGCAAGCGGAGGUUCUUGGAACUCAAGGCCAAAAGGACUCACCGCUUUAUAGUCUUUAAAAUUGAAGAGAAGCAGAAGCAGGUUAUUGUUGAAAAAAUUGGCGACCCAUCUCAAAACUACGAGGACUUCGCUGCUACUCUUCCUGCUACUGAAUGCAGAUACGCUGUUUACGACUUUGAUUUUGUUACUGCAGAGAAUUGCCAGAAAAGCAGGAUAUUCUUCAUCGCUUGGUGUCCUGACACUUCUCGUGUUCGAAGCAAGAUGAUUUAUGCCAGCUCAAAGGAUAGAUUCAAGAGGGAGCUGGAUGGAAUUCAAGUGGAAUUGCAAGCAACCGAUCCAACUGAAAUGGAUCUUGACGUUAUCAAGAGUCGCGCAAGCUAAGUAAAAAUCCACAAGCCUUCUGCAACAGUCUUUUGCCUUUGCAAUGACCAUCACUUGAAAACGGUUGUCUAUAGUAUGUGGGGUGGUACAAAUACAAUUGUGUAGUGAUGACUACUCACAAGUACUUGUUGUAGUGUUCUAUUGAUUUUAACUGGAUUUUUGUGUGUCAUAUACUAUGAUGGUAUUUUCCUAGUACUAUUUUUUGGGUGUUCCAUUUGUACACCAAUAUA